GCUGACGCAGGGGAAACCACGUGCGUCUCCUAGCACUUCAAGAUCAAGAUGGCGGCCUCCGUGUGUCGGUGUUACGAGCUGGUCAGCAGACGGGCACUGACCCUAUGCUCACGGCCCCUGGUGUCCUUGGUUUGCCACAAAGAUGUCUAUAGGCUACAAAGGAGCCCUGUCUCAUCUGUGCAGGUGCGGUAUUCAUCUGGACGCAAAGGUUUUCUUGGUGAAUUUGUGGAUAACCUACGGCAGGAGUUCAGCAAGAAUCAAGAGAUGAAAGAGAACAUUAAGAAGUUCAGAGAAGAGGCCAAAAGACUUGAGGAGUCAGACGCCCUUCAACAGGCUCGCAAGAAAUAUAAAUCAAUAGAAGCUGAGACGGUGAAGACAUCAGAAGUGUUUAAGAAGACACUAGGCUCUCUGUCAGAGACAGUGAAGGAGGGUUUGGAGGAGGUGACUCGUACUGAUUUGGGAAAGAAGAUAAAGGAGGGAGUUGAGGGAGCAGCUCGCACAGCUAUUCACUCUGCAGAGUCUGUGUCUAAAGGAGGAGAGAAACUCGGCAAGUCUGGUGCAUUUAAGGCAAUCUCACAGGGGGUAGAAGCGGUGAAGAAGGAGAUAGAUGUAGGUGAUGCUGGUCCUUACAGAGCACCACCCCAACUGAGAAAGAGAACAGAGUUCUCUUCUAAAGAUGCCGACUUUGACUCAAGAGUCUAUGAAGCCAAUGAGGAGGCAAUGGGUGUUGUCUUACACAAGGACUCCAAAUGGUAUCAGCAGUGGAGGGACUUUAAGGACAACAAUGUUGUUUUCAACAGAUUUUUUGAGAUGAAGAUGAAAUAUGAUGAAAGUGAUAAUGUGGUCAUCCGAGCAUCCAGAGCAGUGACAGACAGGGUGACAGGCUUUCUUGGUGGUCUUUUCUCAAAGACAGAAAUGUCAGAGGUGUUGACAGAGAUUGUGAAAGCUGAUCCCUCUUUUGACAAAGACACUUUUCUCAAACAAUGUGAGAAAGACAUUAUUCCCAACAUUCUCGAGGCUAUGAUCCGAGGAGAACUGGAUGUGUUAAAAGACUGGUGCUAUGAAGCUACUUACAGUCAGUUGGCCCAUCCAAUCCAGCAGGCCCGAGCACUGGGUCUCUUGUUCCAGUCCAAAGUCUUGGACAUUGACAACAUAGAUCUGGCUAUGGGGAAGAUGAUGGACCAAGGCCCAGUGCUGAUUAUCACCUUCCAGGCUCAGGUCGUCAUGGUUAUCCGCAGCCCCAAAGGAGACAUUGUGGAGGGAGAUCCGGACAAGGUGAUGCGGAUGAUGUAUGUUUGGGCGUUGUGUCGGGACCAGGAGGAGCUGAACCCCAGUGCAGCCUGGAGACUUUUGGACAUUUCUGCCUCCAGCACAGAGCAGAUCCUUUAGGACGACCAGGUGCAUCAUAGACAUUGACAAGCCAACUGAAACAAGAUGAGAAAUGUAACAACAUGCCAUGAAAACCUACAUAGACCACCACAAAACAGUUUUCACAUGUGAAUACUCAUAGAUGUGCAUUGAAAAAAGUAAGUGACCAAAUCAUCUCCAUACUUCAUAAUCAAAGAUGUACUGGUUAACUGAAGUCUGUAAAUAUGUUGUAAAAAAAAAACAAAAAAAAAACAGUGGAGGAUUAUAAAUAAACAGAUUUACUAUUACAACAAUAGAGAGAUUAGGGAUGCAUUCACACACACACACACACAUAAACACCUCAUAAAAAUAUGAUUACACUGGAUCCCGUAACUUAACUCAGGCUAGACCUGGAUGAAACCAGGACAUGAUGGCACUAAUUAGUCGGGAUUAAAACUGGACUCAAACCAGGACGUGUGAAUGCACCCUAAAUAUACAUAUUACUGCUUUGCUCUGUAGUAAAACAGUAAUCAGAAAAUCCAUUUAUAUAAUAUGCAUGCGUCCGAUACAAAGUCUGCUUCUUUGUUGACUGGGACCAUGUUAUGUGUGUUCAUUUAGAAACAUGUAAAUUCAUGUUGCUUUGUCAGUUGGUUAAAUUAUGUGACUACACAUGGACUAUGAAUGCCUUGAAGGUAAUGUUAUUUAUAAGAAUUCCAAUUUGAAUGAACAAAUUCACAUUCUUUUACUGUAUACUGUAUGUAAGUUAAAUUCCGUGCUAUAAAAUAAGGUUUUUAAAUAUAUAAAUGUGUGUGGACAUUUUGACAAAACGCUGAACAUAAUGUUGAAGCAACAGAUUAUUGUUCCAUGUUUACUACUUAUAAUCUGUCUGCAUAUUAUGUCUGAAGGAACUCUAGAUUGAAUCACAAACAUCCAUGUCAGUACUUACUUCUCACUUUUUGUUCCCAUUAUUGGCAUAUGUAGCCUUGAGGCCAAUCAGAUGAAAAUGAAAAAUUGACUCCCAAAAAUAGAUCUAUUAAUGCUGUGUUUACUUAAAAGGGUAAGUAAGGGUAUUAUUUAUUCAUAACAAAGGUAGGUAGAUAAAUUUCAUACUGACUAAGUGGUGCAUCAACACUUUUAAUGCCUAAAGCUUGCCCCAUCCAAAUGCAUCGAUCUUUACUAUACAAAGAGAAUAAUGUUUCUUGUCUGUGCCUACAAUAAAAGCCAGAAUAUGAUUUGUUCUGUUUCUCC
Periophthalmus magnuspinnatus is the source of this 2595-nucleotide messenger RNA. RefSeq names its product mitochondrial import inner membrane translocase subunit TIM44-like. The transcript is spliced from 13 exons. Gene Ontology annotation, cellular component: mitochondrial inner membrane. Lineage: Eukaryota; Metazoa; Chordata; Actinopteri; Gobiiformes; Gobiidae. Gene Ontology annotation, biological process: protein import into mitochondrial matrix. Gene Ontology annotation, molecular function: protein-folding chaperone binding. Bases 49 to 1389 code for a protein of 446 amino acids. The record is from RefSeq and is a predicted model, not a curated record.